AUGACAAAUGAAGUUCAUGAAUUAACUUCAUCUAAAUCAUUCAAAUGUUGUGACAUUUCAGUUAAAAGUAAUAGUUCUGAAGAUGAUAUGAUAUUUAACUAUGAUAAUCUUGCAAUAGAUAAAGAAAAUAAGGAAAAUGAUGAGUUAAUUGGCAAUGACAAAUUUAGAGAGGAGGAUUACAAUAAUUAG
Molecule: messenger RNA, 189 nt
Organism: Funneliformis geosporum
Lineage: Eukaryota; Fungi; Glomeromycota; Glomeromycetes; Glomerales; Glomeraceae
Source: the annotation of a GenBank genome assembly